Messenger RNA from Penicillium pulvis, 1257 nucleotides. RefSeq names its product putative pyridine nucleotide-disulfide oxidoreductase AMID-like. The transcript is spliced from 5 exons. Gene Ontology annotation, molecular function: flavin adenine dinucleotide binding; electron-transferring-flavoprotein dehydrogenase activity. The record is from RefSeq and is a predicted model, not a curated record. The coding region runs from base 1 to 1257 and encodes 418 amino acids. Gene Ontology annotation, cellular component: cytoplasm. NCBI's taxonomy places the organism in Eukaryota, Fungi, Ascomycota, Eurotiomycetes, Eurotiales, Aspergillaceae.
AUGCCUUCUAAUGAUGGUGUGCGGGCCGUCGCUCGAUCCUUCCGGGUCCUGAUCAUCGGUGGCUCUUAUGGUGGACUCGCUGCCGCUUUGAAUUUGAGUGACCGGGCGCGGGGUCGUGUAUGUCGCUUCAACUCUAACCCUGAUGCGAAACCGCCCUCGUACAAAAUUCCUCUCCAGAUCACCGUUGUGGAUGAGCGAGAUGGCUACUUCCAUUUAAUUGGAUCUCCCAAGUCGCUGGCAUGUGAGAAAUUUGCCGCAGAGUCGUGGACGCGCUUUAAAGAUAUUCCUGCACUCAGGUCGCCAGAUUUCAGCUUCAUUCAAGGGACAGUCAGCAGAAUAGAUAGCGCAUCGAAGAUUGCUCAUAUUCUUGACUCUGAAACGCAACAAAAUCGGACGGAAAAGUAUGAUUAUAUGAUCGCGGCAUCGGGUUUACGGAGAAUCUUCCCUGUCGCGCCGCAGUCUGUACGACGGGAGGACUUCCUCGAAGAGGCGAAGAAGCACGUGGAUAAUGUGCGCAAUGCCAGUCAAGGAAUUGUGGUCGUUGGUGGAGGCGCGGUCGGAAUUGAAAUGGCAGCCGAGCUAAAGAUCCUCUACCCGGAGCAGAAGAUCACCCUUAUUCAUUCUCGAAGCCGAUUGCUAUCAUCUGAGGAGCUGCCCGAUGACUUUGCCGAGCGCGCGCUCGCGAUCCUUCGCGAGGAGAAUGUGGAGGUGAUCUUAGGAAAGCGUGUCGUCGAUACAACCGCCGUCGACUCAGGCAAGGAGCGCGUGUGGCGCUUGACGUUGGCUGACGGCCAGCAGCUCACGACUGGACUUGUGCUGAGUGCCAUCUCACAACCAGUCCCUACAUCGACAUAUUUGGAGCCAGAGGCACUGAAUGAAGAAGGGUUGAUCAAGAUCCAUCCGUCCCUUCAAUUCUCCGGUAACAUCCCCAAUGCAGAGCAUCAUUUCGCGGUUGGCGAUCUUGCAGCAUGGUCAGGUAUCAAGCGCUGUGGUGGCGCAAUGCACAUGGGUCAGUAUGCAGCCAACAACGUUCACCAACACAUGCUGGCCGAAUGCACAGGCGAGAAACCUACUUACAUGAACUUGACCCCCUUCCCGAACGUGAUCGGGCUGGCUCUUGGCAAGAAGUGCGCGACUUAUAACGCAGCUGAAGGCACCAAGGAUGGAGAGGACCUGAUGGAUGUCAUGUUCGGCAAAGACAUGGCCAACAGCAUCUGUUGGAACUAUAUGCGCCUUAGCGACCCGCCUCAAGCUUGA